AUGGCGGAAAUGGAGAUUGAGAUGAGAACACUGCUGGAGGGGCUGCAGCAGACCGUGGGCGAGAAUUCCGUCGUCUCCAAGGAAUCCGUGUACCCGGCGUUUGAGAGGCUCGGCGAGGUGCACUUGGCGGCCUGCGGGGAGCAGCGCCUGGGCGUCGCCCGGCAGCGCAUCCUGGAAGUCCUCGAAGACUGGAUGAGGCGCCUGGAUGAAUUAUCCCCUUUCCUUCAGGUGGGCGACGACUCCCCGCACUUUGACGCCCCCGACCUGGAGGACUACGAAGGCCCCGCCAUCCCCGACGACCUCGAAGCCAUGGAGUCCGUGUCAGGCGCCCAGCGAGUGUCCCCUGCAGACUCCCCCGCCCGCGAGGAGCUCGCCCUGAGGGGCUUCUGCCCCGUGGCGCUGGUGCGGCGGGGCGGCCUCCUGAGGCGCGGGGACGCUUCCUUGGGCUGCGUCAGGGUCGGGGACGCCACCUUCACGCUGUCCAGCGCCAAAGCGAGGGACCUGUUUGCAGCGAGCCCGGGAGAAUACCGCAAGGGCGUCGCCGCCGCCGUGAGAAAGGAGCCUUUCCUGGCGAAGCUGCUAGGGCUGUUGGCCACCCUGCCCUGGGCCAACGUCAGCAACGUCACCUCCAUCACGCGCGAGCGGCUGUCUUGCGACUUCGGCAUCCAGACGCCCACCCACUUUGAAGAGUGCCACAUCGACGUCGACUACGAAUGGAAUGUCUGGGCGCUUCGAAGGAGGGCACUGGAGCUGGCGAAUCUGCGCGGGAAAGCCACCCAUUCAUGCCAGACGCACCUCAGCCACUUCCGGCGCGACGGCAACACGCAGGUGUGGAGGCCCAAGGCGGCCUCGGUGCAGACGCCCUUCAACAAGGGCCAGUGCAUGCCAAGGAGGCUCCGAUAUGUGGCGGGCCUCAGGGGAGGCCCGGACGUCAAGAUGCGAGUCGUGAGCCUGCAACUCGACGUGGGGCAGCCACACCAGUACUGA
Messenger RNA from Ostreobium quekettii, 987 nucleotides. NCBI's taxonomy places the organism in Eukaryota, Viridiplantae, Chlorophyta, Ulvophyceae, Bryopsidales, Ostreobiaceae. The record is from the annotation of a GenBank genome assembly.